GGAGCAGCAGCACGGCCAGGUGGACUGGGGACAGCAAGGAGUCAUCAUGUCAGGUAGUCCUGGAGCAUGGUCCUAGGGCUCAGGUCCUCUGAGAGAGAGAAGGAGAGAAUUAGAGAACGCACACUUAGAUUCACACAGGACACCGAAUUGGACAGGAGAAGUACUCCAGAUAUAACAAACUGACCCCAGCCCCCGACACAUAAACUACUGCAGCAUAAAUACUGGAGGCUGAGACAGGAGGGGUCAGGAGACACUGUGGCCCCAUCCGAGGACACCAAAAAAACAUCUGUGCUUAUGGACUGCACUGUGGUGGUUCUUUAAUGUUAUGGGACUUUUAUUUUGGCCGGACAGGGCCAAACAGGAAGGAUAUAACCCCACCCACUUUGCCAAAGCACAGCCCCCACACCACUAGAGGGAUAUCUUCAACCACCAACUACCAUCCUGAGACAAAGCUGAGUAUAGCCCGCAAAGAUCUCCGCCAUGGCACAACCCAAGGGGGGGCGCCAACCCAGACAGGAUGACCACAUCAGUGAAUCAACCCACUCAGAAAGCCACUCCAGCGGGGUGUGAGAACACCAUGUCAGGGUUCAAGGGCAGUAGGAGGCGGUGGGGACAGACGUCAGUGGAAGCAGCAGACACCUGGGAUGAGGUGGAUGACUCUGACCUGGGCAUCUCCUUCUCCAAGAAACCCAGCAUCGCCUCUCUCAGGGACAAACACCAGGAGAACGACAACUUCCGGUCUGCAGAGCCCAAGUCCAACACGUCAUCAGUGAAGCAGCACUAUCUGCACCAGUCCAGAUACCUCCCUGGCGUGAACCCUAAGACCAACAAGAGCAGCUUUCAGAGAAGCCAGCAGCAGCCUGGAAGGAGUGUGUGGGCCAACUCCUCUUUAACCAGGGCACAGGGAGCAGGACUGCGACUUACUAAAGAGUACGAGGGAUGGAAGACCAAGUCCAUGAAUCCUCAGAUCCCUGGAUCUUCUAGCCUCAACAGCAACAGUAGAGGGAAGAUCACCUCGUCCAGACCUCCUCCUAUCCAGCCUGUUCACGGACGGGUGGACUGGGCCACCAAGUACGGAGGAGGCCACCGGUAGCACAGCCCACUAUAGCCAUAUGACUGAUAAGAGUACCCAUUGACCCCACUAUAGCCAUAUGACUGAGAAGAGUACCCAUUGACCCCACUGUAGCUAGAUGACUGAGAAGAGUAGCCAUUGACCCCACUGUAGCCAUAUGACUGAGAAGAGUACCCAUUGACCCCACUGUAGCUAGAUGACUGAGAAGAGUAGCCAUUGACCCCACUGUAGCCAUAUGACUGAGAAGAGUACCCAUUGACCCCACUGUAGCCAUAUGACUGAGAAGAGUAGCCAUUGACCCCACUGUAGCCAGAUGACUGAGAAGAGUAGCCAUUGACCCCACUGUAGCCAUAUGGCUGAGAAGAGUAGCCAUUGACGGUGUACUUCCUGAAUUGAAAUGGAAUUGGCUCCGACCCUGGUGAGCAAUAGAACAGUCAGAACCGUUUCCCCCUAUUGAGAAUCAAUUCCGAGGAAGAUUUCAAUUUCCUGCAGAGCACCGUGAGCGGAGGGACACUCCAACUAGAGAGAAGAGGGACUAUUUCCUGCAGAGCACCGUGAGCGGAGGGACACUCCAACUAGAGAGAAGAGGGACUAUUUCCUGCAGAGCACUGUGAGCGGAGGGACACUCCAACUAGAGAGAAGAGGGACUGUUUCCUGCAGAGCACUGUGAGCGGAGGGACACUCCAACUAGAGAGAAGAGGGACUGUUUCCUGCAGAGCACUGUGAGCGGAGGGACACUCCAACUAGAGAGAAGAGGGACUGUUUCCUGCAGAGCACUGUGAGCGGAGGGACACUCCAACUAGAGAGAAGAGGGACUGUUUCCUGGCUGUGGUGUGUACACACAGCAUCAUUUUAGUCUGUUAGCCUGAGUCUCUGGCUGUAUCCUAAAUGGUACCCUCUUCCCUAUAGGGCUCUGGUCAUAGGUCGUGGACUAUAAAGGGUUCCAUUUGGGACUACAGGAUGUGAUGUCAACUGUAGCUAGCUAGCAUCUUUCCAGUCGGUGUACUGUACAAUAUUUCAGCAUUUCCUUCAAUACAUGUUCGUUAUUAUUUUUCUAGAUUUAGGUGAGAGUUGACUAAAAAUAAAAGUAUUAUUUUACAACUGAAGCAGCCAAUGAGUUCAAGUUAUCCAUACUUAUUUUCUGUGAGGUAACAUUUGUCUGUAUAUCAAAUAUAAGUUUUGUUCAUUAAAAUAAAGU
Messenger RNA from Oncorhynchus masou masou (cherry salmon), 2270 nucleotides. RefSeq names its product serine/threonine-protein kinase MAK-like. NCBI's taxonomy places the organism in Eukaryota, Metazoa, Chordata, Actinopteri, Salmoniformes, Salmonidae. The transcript has 5 exons. The record is from RefSeq and is a predicted model, not a curated record. Bases 518 to 1093 code for a protein of 191 amino acids.